This is a messenger RNA of Homarus americanus (American lobster), 6481 nucleotides long. RefSeq lists its product as uncharacterized. The transcript has 40 exons. Gene Ontology annotation, molecular function: protein binding. Lineage: Eukaryota; Metazoa; Arthropoda; Malacostraca; Decapoda; Nephropidae. Bases 106 to 5955 code for a protein of 1949 amino acids. The record is from RefSeq and is a predicted model, not a curated record.
CACAGUUCAGGAGCUGAGUCCACAUACAACCUGUGUCAACAACAUCUGCUGGGCCAAGUCCUCGCAGUUUUGCUACUUCUGGAGCUGCAGCCUGUUACAGAAACUAUGAGUGGGAACUCAAAGUACAGCCUUACAGACAAUGGAGUUGUAACUCUAUACAACAGGGAGCUGAAGAAUGCUGUGACUGUGCAGGUAAUAUUUCUAGCAACCACUGAGCUGACUUGCUACAUCAGAGUAUCAGAUGGGAAGCACCUGUCCCCUGUCAUCUUGCUCUUCAGGAAACAUUUUAAUCCCACAUUUGGUGUUGGUGCCAUCAUUUCAAUAAAAGAGGCGCAAAUUUUGUUACUGGAGGAGAAUACAGUAAGACAGUAUCACCUUGAGGAUGAAGGAAUGCAUCGUGUCUUCAUUAGGAGUUAUGCCCUGCUGGAGUCUCAUGCAACUAUUUUUGGUCCCUUGGAUAUUACUGGCACCUAUCGAGAUGCCAUCAAUCAUGUCUAUCACAUUUUGAAAAAAAUUGACCCAAAAAUUGAUCAACAAAUAAAAUGGGAUCCCAAAAGGUGCAAGGAUUUACAGUCAGAAGGAGAAAUCAUGAGGGAAAAUGGAAAUCAGUUCUUCAAGCAUCAGGAAUACAUUCAGGCUGUUUCUCAUUAUGAUAUCGCUAAGAAGAAAGACCCUUUUGACUAUAGAGUUUGGUCCAAUUGCAGCCAAGCUCUGUUUAAGUUGGAGGAGUAUGAAGAAGCUGAACAUGAUGCAUUAAUAGCCAUUAAAAUGAAUCCAUUUGCUGAAAAGGCCUACUAUCGAGCAGGACAGGCUGCCUUUAAGCAGUCCAACAGUGUAGCGGCAGGAAUAUAUGCACAGAACGGGCUGAUGUUAUGUGGCAAGAGUAAGGACCUACAACAACUUUUCGAGGAAGCCUUUUCAUUGAAUGCAGAUGGUACUAAUGUGAGAAUAAAACCUUUCCCACUAAAUUCCCUGGGCAACAUGGAGAACAUACCAGCUCUUAUCAGUGCAGUAUGCAGGUCAUCAAAAUAUUUUACUCCCUAUGGUUCUUCCAAAUGUAUCUUUGAAAGGUCUCUUGCCAUCGGUAAAAAAUCUAAAGGGAGAGAUGGCAGGUUUAUAGGGCAGGGUAUGGAGCCAAUAAAGGAAUUUGGUGUAAAUUUUGAUAAUGAAGAUCCAACCAAGGAACAAAAAAAAGAAAGGAAGAAAAAUAAAAUAAAAAAUUUUAAGCUUCCACAAGGGGAAAAUAUUAGAGAACAAGAGGAAAAGAAAAUUAAAGGAGAAAAAAGAAAAGAAAAGGAAGAGGACCGGAAGAAAGUGGAAUUCAAAAGAGAUGAAGAAAGAAUCCUGAUGCCCAGAAAUGUAUUCCAUGAAACAUUACGAGAAGGACGGAGAUUUUACGAUAUUGGGCAGUACCGGCAAGCCAUAGAAGCUUACAGUAGAAGUUUAGUUUAUUGUUGCCCGGACGGUGACACAAACUCUGUUGUUAAUGAAGGUAAGGAGAGGGUAAAUGUACAAGUGAUCCAGUACGUGGUAGGCACAUGCAAGAUUCAGUCUGGCCGAGGGUAUAUCCUGGAUGGAAUGGAGAUUAUGAAGGCAUUAUCUGAGGAUGACAGUAACUUCUCAAGUAAACCUGCUGCACAUUACUGGCUUGGUAUUGGCUAUGAAAAAAUAUUUUUAUAUAAGAUGGCCCACUAUCAUGCUUGGGCAUGUAGAGAGGCUUUAAAAGCACAAAAAGAUUUAGAACCUAUCAAGUGGCCCGGAAGCGAUGACAUUAUCGUAGAGACCGUCCCAGAUACAUUACGGGUUGAGUAUGAGGUGAUAAUUGCCAGAGUGAAAAUGUACCAGCCUCCUGAAGAUGAAGCCUUAAAUGUUUGGCAGUCUCUCCCUGUUGAGCGUGCCUUUGUAAAACGACUUGACAACAUCCCAUUGUUUUAUGACAAACACAAGUUUUUUGAGAGGAUUAUUUACCUUCAUAUCAAUAAAUCCAGUCGGGAUAUCUAUGGUAGUUUAGCAAGAGGAGACAUCAACAACGGCAUCAAGGAUAGCAGCAAAGAGCUUAUUGGCCGAGCAGCUUCCAUAAGGCCUACACCCAAAGCCAAGUGCCGUUUUAAAGACUGCAUAAACAUUCAAGGUCACAAUUACGCAAAGGAAGAAAUCUACCUUACUGAUCCAGACUUCAAGGGAUUUUUGGAUGUAAUCUGUGAGGAGUUUUGUAACAUUAGCUACCAUCCAUGUUGCUGGAAGGCCCACAAGGAAAGGUUUGAGGAGGGGAUUGGACGAAAAUCUGAUAAAGAUUUCAUAGGUUUAGACUGUAUAACCCCAGACUGCACCGGCAAAAUUUGUAGCAUCCGAAUUUACGAUGAGACAGGACGACUCAAGAAUGAACUCGUAAAAGAUAAGAAGGAAAGGAGAAAUGGAGCCGUAGUGUUGAAACCGAAGAAGAAAAAGGACAAAAAGAAAGAGAAGACACAACCAACAAAAGGUGGUGAAGCAAGAGAAAAGAAGAAAUCCAAGAGUGAAAGCAUCUCUGAGGAUGUACCCACUACUCAAGAGGCAUCUACAAGGCCUGAAGUAAACCCUGAUAAAGCCACCACCACCAACAGCAGCAAUGUGAACUCUGACAAGGAAAGGUCAUCAGUACCAGUGCCUUCCAAUUUGCCGAUUGAUCCAGAAAGUUUAGACAGUUCAGCCGUUAUCAUACUGAAGCCAACGGCUGGAGAAGAAGACGUAUCUCUUACCAAACCUCCAAAGAAAAAUAAAAAGAAAAACAAAAAGAAUAAAACACCAGCUCAACCAGAUCUUAUUGGGGACCCAUUAGAGACUGACCAGAGUGUACAAAAUGAGUACCUGUCUCGAUUACGAGCUCUCAGACAACAGAGAGAGGCCUUGGAAGGAGACAUGAGCACCCCACGAAAAGCCACCAGCUUGAACCUCAGCGCGGUAUCAAAUGACGAUAUUCGGAAAUGGAUAGAUCCAAACAAACCUUUUUACAUGCCCCGGCACCUGAGAGACAACCCACAACAACUGGAAUCCAUCUUACAGACCAAAAUGAAGACCACUACCUCUACAGAUCUCUCAAAGGAGAGUAUUAAUACACUUUUAGACUUUAUGUAUGAUUGGUUGAAGUCAGAAGGUCCAAUGUCCAUCAUUGAUCCACGUCUGAGACAGUACGUUUCAGAGAAUUUCCCCCCGGAGGCUCGUAAUUAUGUUCUUCAGUGUGGAGGAAUUAAGGAGCUCCUCAUGCAGUCUAUUCAAUUUGCCAUGAUUGAUAACCUCAUCUGUGUCAGGGAUCACGUAGUCAAGACUCAAGAUAUGGCCUGCUCUGAAAUCAAGGAGCGGAUGAUCAACCCUCGAUAUCUUAUCAGCGAUGGCCGUAAAGCAAAAAAGUUCACUCACCUACUGGAUGACACCAAGAGCUCAUGUUCAUCUGCCUCCUCAACCUCUCAGCUGGGGGGGUCUGGGAUAUCUCAUGUCUCAAGAGGUACCUCAGACUCCACACCCUCUGUCUCCAAAGUGUCUAAUGGAGAAGUUAACCAACCGAAGAUGAACAAACCUCCUCUCAUAAAAUCAGGAGGUGGCUUAGAGGAGCUCGACACAUUUGAGUUACCAGAGUCUCUGUGUCUCAAUCCCUCGGCACCAGAGUUUGAGCCUCGCAUUAAUGAGAUGUCUGAUGAGGAGGAGGAGGGAAAUAACUUAAACUUGGAAAAUGGAAGUCAAGGUACUUCAAAUUGGUCUGCACCUACAAGUGAGGAAACUCUCCAAGGUGAUGUGAUAAAAGUAAAUGAAAAAGACAAGAAAGACUGGGGUACCGGAAUGGAGUUGGGAGAUUCAACCAGUGUCAAUAAUUGUGCCGAUGAGCUCUUCCAGUCUGAUGACGAACAGCAAGAAGAAGAGGAGGAAGAUGAUGAUGAUGAUGAUGAUGAGGAACAGAGGGAGGUUGAUAAUGAUGAUACAACAGUAGAUCCCCACCAGUUUGAGAAGUAUCUGCAGGAGGAAGUUGAAAAGUUGAGGCAGGAUCUCUUCAGACAAGAGGAUGAGAACCAGUCACUGAAUGAUAGACUAUGUCAGGUCAAGUCCCAGAACAAAAGUGAGAUAAAUAAACUGAAGGAACAGCUGGAGGAACUCAAGAAGGACAAUAUGAAACUUGAAAUAGAGAAGCAGAACUUGGUAACAUACAGAGAGACAGAGCUAAGGAAGUACAAGUCAGAAAUGGCUCGCAUGCAAGAGGAAGUCAAGACUUUUCAGACUCGAAAUCAGUCGCUUGAGCUGAAGUGCGAACGUUCCAAUGAUCGAUUUAAUGAACUUCAAGCAAAAUUGAGUGAAGAACAGGAAGUGAAUAUGCAACUGAGGGAGGAAAUGAAGAACCUCCAAGAAUCACUCACCAGCAGUUCCCGGCGGGCACAUGAGGCUGAAGUCAAGUACAUGUGUACCAAGAAAGAUCUUGUGGAGGAUCAUCUCAACAGAGUAAUUGCCCAACUAGGCGAAGAAGCCCAACACAUGCGUCGUCUGUUGCCCCACGCAGCGGAUGACACAAUCCCAGACCGUACUGCUCUGCUACGCUCCAUUGUAGCCUGGGAUGAAACAAUCAAGAACCUUAGUGAUCAAAAGAGAUUAUUCAUGGAUGAAGGUGCGAGACUCCUAGGAAUGGUAAAUCAGGGACGUCCUCUCAAUGCACUGCCCCCAGGGGACCUCCCCAUACCUGUUAUACCUACGAUCAGUAUAACACCUUUACUGAGCCUUGGCCAGAAGAAUAUAGUCAAGCCCGCCCCACCUGUUAACAUUCCGGAGAACAGCCAAAUUCCGGCAAGGCAUGUCAGCUCCUCUCCUCAUACACCACUGCAACCUCCCCCUUGUGUAGACCCACCACCACCAACAGGGAUGUCACUCAUGUACCCUCCCCCUGGUCUGGACAAUCCUAUGUUUAUGCAUAAUGGUGCCACUGCUGCUGCUUUCAAUAGUGGAGCCAUACCAAAAACAAGUGUUAGUCAACCAUCCACUACUCCUGAAACUCCAAAUAACACAAAGUGGCCAGACACUCACCAGUUGCUCAUGGGACAACCUACGUGGGAAUACAAUGAAGGAGAUGCCAAGCCAAUAAUAGUUGGUAAUCAUGCACUCAAUGUACAAGCAAAGGAAAGUAAAAAACCAAGCAAACCAACAAGCCUAGCAGUUGGAAAUGUGACUGGUGCCAUAGCUGAUCCAGGAGUAGGCAGUAGUUCCUCUGCUUAUGGACUAAGUGACAUCUCCUUAAAUGCCAAUGCUGAGGCCAGCAUGUCAACUGCUAACACACUGCCCACACCAACACUACACCAACCUAGCACACAGACUGUAACCAAACCUAAAUUCCAGAAUCUGACCAGCACAAGCUCUGUUGGAGCUAUUGGCACCCUGCCUCCGAAGUUAGUCCGUCCUCAGCCCAGACAGGCUUCAAACUCCAAGUUGGGAAAGCAAACUACAGCAGCCAAAGAAGAUUGUGUUGCAAGCACAACAUCUUACAAGAAACUUAUCGAGGUGUGCAAACAACGGGUUGGGAAGGACUUUUCAUCACCCGAUAUAUGUUCUGCUCUCCGUGAGGUCCGCAUCCAGAAUAAUAACAGCCUGUCUGGCAUCACCACGGAAGCAAUUGUGGAACGCGUGAGGAAUCAGCUACGCUCUCGCCGCCCUGGUUCUGGUCAGGCUACAGUGGCUCCGUGGGCAGGACUCACCCAAGGUUCAGGAAAAAAUGCCUCUGGGCCUGAUUGGCAGGGACCUGUUACUGAAGAUGGUGUGAAAGUUGAGGAGUCAUGUUCCAUAUGUUUGGAAGCUCUCAAUGCUAGUCCUACUGUACCACUCCAGUGUCAACACGUGUUCCAUGAAAAGUGCAUCAAAGAUUGGCUGAAACGACAGUCUAACUGCCCAAACUGCCGUACAUUUGCCCUCAUGACCGACGAGUAUCCAUCUCUCACUCAUGCUUAAGAAACAGUGAGAAGAAACUGAAAUAUCACUGAUCUAAUCCUUCAGGAUUAUGUGUCAUAUUUAUCAGUUUUUACCUUCUCUGCAAUAUGUGCCUUGCAUGGAAAUGACAUAUAGGAAAUAAAGUUUUUCUACCACAAUGAUUAAACAUAUAUAAUUUAUCUUUGAGUUCAGUUCUAUACAGUAUACAUAACCAUGCGAGGUCAUUUUUCCAGAAAAAUAAAAUUUUGUUUUUAUGAAUGCUGUUCAUUUGGCAUGUGAAGUAUGUGUGUUUCAUAGGCAGACAGUGACAGAUGGACUGGUAAUGAUGUGAGAAUUGUUUAUUUGGUCUUUAAAGUAAAAUUUACAAUUACUGGAUGUUAAUAAUUAUAAUGUGCCUUAGCAAAACAUAAGCAGAACAUGCAAUAUAUUUUUCUAUUACUGUACUGUAUUACUCAUAAUAGUAUUGUUUAGUUUUACAAGUACAAUCAAAUUACAUAUUAAUUAUAAGGAAGUACUGUUUUAGUGAAGAAAUAAACCAUUAUUAUUU